ACACAAACCGGUCCAAAAAUAGUUUCACUGGGGGCAAGUUGCCCCAGCGACAUGGAGACGGAGGGCUGGGAUAUGGUGGAGGACUCGCAGGUCCACACCCUGCGGCUCCACCAGCGAGAUCUCCACCACCAGAGGUGCAAAGAGGAGCUGAGUCAGGCCCAACAGGCCUGCGAAGCGCUGAUCAAGGCGCAGCAGGAGGUGGCCUCCGGGAUCCUGAGGUGUGGAGAGCAGAUGGAGCAAGUGGACCAGGUCCACCGGGCCUUCUGCAUCCCCAAGACCUCGGUGCCAUUGGAGGGCCUCAUCUGGGACUGCCCGCUGGUGGUCCGUACAUGUGGGAAGCACAGCUUCAGCACCGGGCAGAAUGUCAUCAUCACGGGCGUGCGCGUGAAGGGUGACGCUUCGACUUCGCUGCAGAGCCUGGUGCGCGAAUUGAGCAGAGACCACGCGGUGGUCUACGUGGACGAGUGCAGGUUCGCUUUGGGCUCCAUGGGUACGCUCAUUUGUGAGGAGGAGGAGGCGAGCAUGUUGGACUUCACCAGCGCACAGGCCGCCCUGAACAUCUCCUGCUGGGGCCUGGGGAAGACUUACCUGUCCCACACGGCCCUGCACAUCACAGCGGAGACCUUGCAGGCCGUGGGACUGCCGAAGGCGGUCUCCAAGAUCUUCAUGGGCCUCCGGAUGUCCUGCGAGGGCGUGCAAACCAUGGCGGAGGCCUAUGCCAGGCACGUGGAGCACACGCACAACAUCACUCCUCCGGGGAAGUUUGCAGACUCGCUGGGAGUGCUGCACGCCUGGCUCAGGAGAGUCAGCGACGUGCAGGGUCCAGACGUGAGGGGCCUUGCAAGCCAUUUGUGGGACCGAACUGUGGAGGCUGUGCAGCCUGUCAACUGGCAGCCCUCCGUGCUCUGGGGCUUUUGCGCAGAGUGCUUCGCGAGCUUCGAGCGGAGCACGUCGGCCACGGGCGAAGGCAAGUCCAAGCACCACUGUCGGCACUGCGGGCGCGUGGUCUGCGACAACUGUUCGAAGGACCGCGAGAUGGUGCCGUGGCACGGGCACACGAAGGCGGUGCGCGUGUGCAAGGUGUGUUUGGCCCCGGUCAAGGUGCGGAACCUGUCGCUCCAGCAGUACAGCUUGCUGAACGAGCAGGUGGCAAUCUCUGCCAUGGGACUCCGUGAGAUCAUUGAGAGCCCCAAGCCCAAAGGCCGCGGCAAGGGGAAGCCCCCGGGACCGGUGCCGACCAAGGGCAAGGGCAAGGGCGUGGUGAAGAAACGCCAGGACCUGAAGCCUGGCCAUGGCCUGGGGGCGCUGGGGGAGGACAUCAAGUCUGAGAUCGGCGAGCUGGCAGGUUUCGUGGUGGUGCAGAACGUGGUGAAGUGCCGCGCCAUGCCGAAGGCCGCGGACCCGGGCAUCGCCAUCCUCGUCACCAAGGAAGAGCUGCUGUGGGGCGUGGCCUCCCACGGAUACAAGACGAAGCUGGAUGAGAUCAUCCACUGCCUGCUAGAAGUCACCUUAGAGGCGCCCUCCAAGGACCAGUGGUUCGAGAGCAUGGAGCAGAUCCUGCCACUGGAGAAGCUGUCCCACGAGACACUGGAGAAGCUCAAGGCAGUGCCUGCAGAGAAGUUCCCCGAGCUCCGGGAGAUCGAGCGGGUCAUCUGCGAGAAGUUUUUGCCGGUGGACCACCUCGCGCUGCGCUGGCGCGCGUUGAAGCUGCAGCGGGAAUACGAGACUCCGGAGCUACGCCUGGCGCGCCUGGAUGUGGCCCUGGCGGCCAUUCAGGCGCCGCUGGCCGACGGGCACCUGGUGUCGGAGGUGAAGAACAUGAUCGCCGUGCUCAGAUCGUGGAUGGAGCCGAAUCCGGAGACGCUGCAGGGCUUGGUGUCCCGCAUCGAGGUUGGAAGCGGCAAGGACCUGCUGCAAAGGGCGUGGCAAGUAGGUGAUCAGUACAGGGUCUGCAAUGCCAGCGGCUUCGUGGACGCCCUUGCACCUUUGGAGGAUUGCACAUCGGCCAUCGAGGUGAAGGACAUUCUCCAGAAGUUGCUGGCAGACCGCAAGGAGUUGCAGGACAUCUCACAGCGAGCCUCUGACGUCGAGGCCAUCAACUCCGCUGCCAAGAAGUUGGAAGGAGUCUUCCAGGCGCUGGAGGUGAAGCUGGUGCAGUGCUUGGACGCUGGUCACCGUCUGCGCAUCGCGCUGGGCCAGCUGAGUCCGGACACGGAGGUCGUGAAGUUUCAGGAGGCUGCGCCCCUGGCGUGCGCCACCGACCAGAACUUGAAGAGCCUCAGGAGUCUGGUCCAAGGCCUGCGGAAGGCUCAGCAGGCGGAGCGAGAGCGCCAGCGCUUCGAGCGGGAGCGCGAGCUCGCGGGGCGCGCGGAGCACGCGGAGAGGCGGAAGAAGGCGAAGAAGGCGCCGCCGGCAGCCAAGGCCAAGGUGAAGAAGUGGGCUGUGCGCAAGAGGGAGGCGAGCCCCAGCUCUAGCGAGGAGACGCGCUCCAGCGAGGCAGAGGCUCCGACACCUCAAGCUGCGGCAGGCUGAAGUGAGACAUGUCAGAAAUUCUGAAGUUUACUUAGCAGGACUCCGAGAUCAAAGCUGAGUCAGCUGAACCGGAGUUUUGCCCCGGAGAACGGGUUGCUUCCUCUGCCAGUGGCCGUGAGCUGCUAGCUUUCCUGGCCUUUGGCUGAUCGUUCCAACUGUUUUCCGCGCAAGCCGAACCAUACACUCUCCGCCGGGGCAAGAGGAGAUGGCAGUCUUGCUGAGUUCACU
Messenger RNA from Effrenium voratum, 2760 nucleotides. The record is from the annotation of a GenBank genome assembly. Lineage: Eukaryota; Dinophyceae; Suessiales; Symbiodiniaceae.